Molecule: messenger RNA, 2736 nt
Organism: Lecanosticta acicola
Lineage: Eukaryota; Fungi; Ascomycota; Dothideomycetes; Mycosphaerellales; Mycosphaerellaceae
Source: the annotation of a GenBank genome assembly
AUGUAUCAUACGUUCCAAGCCGCAACUGCGUCUUCGGCGGGGGAAGGGGAAAACAACAAACCGUCUCGACCAUCUGGCGGCUCGCGGCGAAUAUCGACAAGUAACGCUUGCGUCGAAUGUAGGCGUCGCAAGAUUAGAUGCGACGGGAGUCAGCCGUGCGGCCAGUGCCAAUGGUACACUCAUCCGGAGCUCUGCGUCUAUGCCAAACCAACACAAAGAGUAGUACCGUCGAGGAAGUAUGUACAACCCUCGGAUUUGCCGUGAUUGCGACUAACAAAAGGCCCAAGGCUCGUAGAAAAGCUCCAGUCUCAGGUAGACUCGUAUCACUCCGUCUUCGCCCGCCUGUUCCCAGGCAGAGAGCUCGAGGAAUUUCUGUCAUUGCCUCGCGAAGGACUCAUCAAUCUUGCAGUCACGCUACCGAUCUCGAAUGCGUCUCCCAAUGACACGACUGAUAACCUUCGGAGUGCAUCAGAGGAUGUUCAAAAGCCCGAAUGCGCCGAGAGCCUGGGCGCAUUGGAGCAGGCACCAGAUCAAGAUCCUGAAUCCGACGAGGCUAUGCGCUUGCAUGACAAGAUCCAGGGCAUUUCAGACGAUGUGAAUGGCCUUUCGCUUUCAGUCGACAAAGCCUCGUCCUAUGUGGGCAUCUCUUCGAUCAACGCGGCAAUGAAAGUUGUACUAAAGACGGCGCCGGUUGCUCGAAACUUCCUAUCCCAACACUCCGCAGAGACCACCGAGCCCAGCCGAAAUUCUUCGCCCGCUCCCUACGCUCGAGAUCCUGAUCCGCUCUACAUCCCACCACCUGAGCUUGGGGAGAGAUUGAUCGACUCCUACUUUGCUCACAUACACCUCUUUAUGCCUAUGGUCGACGAGGAGUUGUUUCGCAACACGUACGCAUUUGGCAAUCGGAAGGAUUCUCCGUGGUUAGCUCUGCUAAAUGUGGUCAUGGCUCUAGGCUGUCUGGCCAGCUCGACUUGCGACAACGAGGACCACCUUGCCUUCUACCAGAGAGCUCGAAAACACAUGGAGCUGGAGACGCUCGGAAGUAGUAGCAUCAUGAUGCUUCAGGCGCUAGGAUUGCUGAGCGGCUACUAUCUACACUGGCUCAAUAGACCGAACGAAGCAAAUGGUCUCAUGGGAGCAACGCUGCGCAUGGCUACCGCCAACGGACUGCAUCGCGAGUACACGGAUGGGUCCAAGAGUAACUCGGGCGCGGGCACCACAUUUGUCGCGAGCAGCUCUGAAGUGCCCGCAGAGAUCAGAAGGCGCACUUGGUGGAGCCUUUACUGCCUCGACUCUUGGGCGAGCAUCAUGACCGGUCGACCAUCGCUCGGAAGGACGGGACCCGGUAUUACAGUCCAGAGCCCACGGAUCUCGGACCACAUGGACAACGCACAGUAUCUCUCCUCCCUCCGACUAUUACCGAUAAUCCACAACGUUGAAUUUUGCAAGAUUGCGACCAGAGUGCAGGACCUACUGGCUGCUCACUCGAUUAUUGGCUUUGAAGAGCUUCUACCCCUCGAUGCUGAGCUGGAGAAAUGGCAUGAUGAUUUACCGCCUAUACUGCGGGAUGUUGUGAUAAAGCGCAAGCCCGCUUCUCGUCGCGCAACUGAUGCAAAGCCGGAGUCGGGUGGCUGCUCAGCCUUCGACAGGAGCCCCUAUGAUUUUUCACAGCCUCUGGAACGGGAUAAUUUGAUGUGCCCGGAGAUUCUGAAGACUCCGCGAGCUGUUAUGCAUUGGCGGUAUCAGAACCUGAGAAUCCUCAUGCAUCGACCUUGGUUGCUGGCCACGGCUUUAAGAAGAGCGCCUUACUCCAAGAUGUCAACCGAAGAGAAGCUGGCGGUUGCAAGAUGCCGAAUUGUCGCGGGACAGACGAUUGUUGAUAUCGACCGUACCUGCCAGGAAAGCUUGAUUGCAGGAUGGAACGCUGUUUGGAUGAUGUAUCAAGCCGUCAUGGUUCCCCUGGUCUCCUUGUUUUCCGUACUCGCGAUGCCGCCAGAAGUGCAAGCCGCCGAGAGCCCAGCUGCGACACCCAGAAGUAACAGCGACGAGGCUCCCUCUCCGCCCAUACCCGGAAGCGAUGGUGACGUUGCGAGGUGGCGACAGGAUGUCGAGACUUCCAUCGGCUUCUUCGAUAGGAUGCAGCCUUGGUCUGUCGCCGCGAGGAAGAGCAGAGAUGUCGUGCAGAAGAUGUAUAACGCGACGACAUUCGUGAGCGAGCAUCAUGCGCAGCUCCAUCAGCAGCAACAAGAAAUUCUCAAGCAGAGGCGGCAAUCCGUCAUGAUGACAAUGACGACCUCGCACCAGGAUCAAGAUGAGAAUCAAAACUCUCUCCAAACUCCGGUGGAUGCCAGGCAUCCUGGUCUGGUAAACGGCUUUGCCCACGACUUUGUCUCUUCGUCAAUGCCAGGAACAGCAGCGCCAUUGCAAGACGAGACGCUCUUUGGAGCAGUGCCGUCGGACUUGAUGGCAGAGGACACUUUCAUGCCCAGCGCAACAGAUCAAAUUUCCAUGAACAACUUCUGGGACGAGAUGAUGUGGGAGACUUUCGAGGAAGAUUUGAACGGAGUCGUGGUGGGGAUUGAACAGACGGAUUGGUGGCAACAUCAGGUUCAACAACAGGUCCAGUCUCAACAAUUUGCCCCUGGUGCUGGCGGCUCGAUGCAGAAUUGGAACGCAAGCAGCAAUGUGUGGCCGCCGCCGCCGCCGCCGCCGCAGUCAUCCUCAGGUCGCCAUUGA